Messenger RNA from Wyeomyia smithii (pitcher-plant mosquito), 2667 nucleotides. RefSeq lists its product as uncharacterized. NCBI's taxonomy places the organism in Eukaryota, Metazoa, Arthropoda, Insecta, Diptera, Culicidae. The transcript has 2 exons. Bases 1 to 2667 code for a protein of 888 amino acids. The record is from RefSeq and is a predicted model, not a curated record.
AUGAACCAUGAAAAUCUGGUACGGUUGCAGGAAUGUCUGGAAGGCAAAGCACUAGAGUUGGUAUCCGGUCAGCUACUUCUGCCCGAAUCGGUUCCGAGGGUAACCGAGAAGCUUCGACGGCAUUACGGUCGUCCGGAGCAAUUGCUCCAAGAAUUCCUAGACCAAGUAAACGAACUAGAGCCGCCAGAACCGGACAAUCUAAACAGUUUUAUCCCGUUUGGAAACACAGUGGAGCAGCUCUGUGAACACUUGGAAGCGGCGGGACUUCGGCAACACCUCGUCAAUCCGUUGCUCAUCAAAAGCUUAGUGGCGAAGAUUCCAGAUCGGGAAAAGCGCGACUGGGUUCACUAUCAAAGGAGGAAUGCCGCAGGAGAGCCAACCCUACGAACACUGACGGAUUUUUUAAUGGAGAUAGUGGACGAUGCUUGCGCAGCGGAUGUCGAUGUACAGCCCAAAUUGAUACACCAGUCCAAAGGUGGUGCGCAGUUCGGAAGGGAAAAGCCGAAGGAGAAAGGUGCCUUGUUCGUCCACAGCGAAAUUAGUAAUUCUGGUGCCACUGUAAUCGACCGCGGAGAACUAAAGCCUUGCAAAGUUUGCCGCAACACAGGUCAUCGAUUGCGACAUUGUGAGCGCUUCAAACAAAUGUCAUACGCUGACCGUUUGAGGCUGGUAACUCGCGAAAAGCUGUGUAAUGUGUGCCUGAAUGAGCACGGUGGCGUGUGCAAAUUCCGAAUUCGCUGUGAUGUUGGCGAUUUCAGAGAGCGUCACAAUGCAUUGAUGCACCCCGUUGGAAACGCGAUGGGGAUGAGUGCGCACAUCCAGUCCAAUUCUAAAAUAAUGUUCCGGAUGGUACCAGUGCAGCUGAGACCCGCAAUAACGGUGUUGGCGUUCCUUGAUGAAGGUGCUUCGGUUACUUUGAUUGAGAAGAAACUAGCAGACCAGCUCGGCAUGGUCGGGGUACAAGAGAAGCUGACAAUAAAAUGGACUGCUGAUGUCACACGCGAAGAGAAAGAUUCGCGACGAAUGAAUUUGUGGGCGUCCGGCGUUGGAGUUGAUGCGAGCAAGCUGCUGUUGAACGGCGUCCGAACUGUAAGCAAGCUUAUGCUACCAAAUCAGAAGUUGGACUCGCAAGAGCUAGCUGCGCAGUAUGAGUACAUGCGUGGGUUGCCGAUAGCCUCUUACGACGGGCAGCCGGAGUUGCUUAUCGGGCUGAACAAUACACACUCGUUUGCUCCAUUGGAAGCAAAGGCGGGUUUCCCUGUAGAACCAAUCGCGGUCCGAUGCAAGCUUGGGUGGACGGUUUAUGGGUCACGACAUUCCGCCAACGCAUCGUUGGGAGAGUUUUUGGGAUACCACCGCGAAAUUUCCAACGAGGAUCUGCAUGAGCUAUUGAGACGCCACUACGCUCUUGAAGAAUCGGUCGUGAUACUCCCUCAGGAAUCAGCAGAAGAUAAACGAGCACGGGCAAUACUUGAAGGAACAACAAAACGGAUUGGUAACAGGUUCGAAACCGGCCUACUAUGGGUAGCAGAUGAACAACGGUUUCCCGACAGUUUUCCAAUGGCUCUGCGAAGAAUAAGGCAGCUAGAGAAGCGAUUAGAAAGGAAUCCGAAGCUGCAUGAAAACGUUUGCAAGCAGAUAGAAGAGUAUCAGCUAAGAGGAUAUGCGCAUCUUGCUACCGCCGAGGAGUUGACGGAAACUCCGCCCGAUAAAGUUUGGUACCUUCCGCUAAACGUUGUGCAAAACCCCAAGAAACCCAGCAAAGUAAGACUCGUGUGGGAUGCUGCAGCUACUGUGCAGGGAGUUUCCUUGAACUCACAGCUGCUGAAAGGACCGGACAUGCUGGUUCCGUUGAUCAAAGUAAUGAUCAGGUUCCACCAAAUUAAAAUUCGCGAUGAGGACAAACAAGCGCAGCGAUUUGUUUUCCGGAAAACCUGCGACGUAUCUCCGAGCGUUUACGUCAUGGAUGUUGCGACAUUUGGGUCGACUAGCUCUCCAUGCUCGGCCCAAUUCGUUAAAAACCGGAAUGCCGAAGAGUUCGCCGCCCGAUAUUCCGGAGCAGCUGCAGCGAUUAUAAAUCGACACUAUGUCGAUGAUUAUUUCGACAGCGUCGACACGAUUACCGAAGCAGUGCGGUUAGCAAAGGAGGUGCGAUUCGUCCAUUCGAAAGCGGGCUUCGAAAUACGAAAUUGGGUGUCAAACUGGCAAGAAGUGCUGCAAGGUUUGGGAGAAGAGAAGCCGUUGGCGCCGGUUCAUUUCAGUCAGGACAAGCACACCUCCAAUGAGCGAGUGUUGGGAGUGAUCUGGGAUCCGGUGUUGGACGAAUUCGCCUUUUCAACGAAGCACCGCGCAGAGGUUCUGCCGUAUCUGUUCCAAGGAAAAAGACCAACGAAAAGACUCGUUGCCAGCUGCGUGAUGGGGUUUUUCGAUCCACUGGGGCUGCUAUCACCGUUUACCAUCCACGGCAAAAUAAUCAUCCAGCAACUGUGGCGUUCCAAAUGCGAUUGGGAUCAGGAGAUCGAUGUCAGGUGCUGGGAAUUGUGGCAGCGCUGGACCGGCCUGUUACCGGAAGUGGAAGCAAUUCGAAUCCCACGAUGCUAUUUAGGCUGCGCGUUGACUACCGAAAUCGAGUCUUUGGAGGUACACAUCUUUACAGAUGCUAGCUAA